GACAGAUUCAAACUGAUAAGGGAUUGACAGGAGAAGCAGGGUCCUUUCAGCAGAGAAAAGAAGAAUCACACUUUGACAAGAAUCGGAUCAAGGUUGCCUCAAGGGGAGGUUCUGUGUGAAUUAGCACAAAAAGUGGAGAACUGGAGUAGUGAAGCUACUUUGGCAGGGUGAAGAAGGGCUUUGUCCCCUAUCUGCUCAUCUCAAAACUCUUGGGAAAGAAGUGCAGAGACGCCCUGGAGUCCCUCGCGGCACAGACUGACCUUGCCAUGUCCACCAGCAGUUGCAGUUUUGCAGACCGGUGUGUGUCUGUCCUGUGCUGCAAGUUCUGUCAACAAGUGCUCAGCUCCCGAGGCAUGAAAGCUGUGCUCCUGGCUGGGACGGAGGCAGAUCUCUAUUCCACAGACAUUCCUCCCACCAGCACUGUUGACUUCAUUGGAAGCUGCUAUUUUACAGAAAAUUGCAAAUGUAAACUAAAGAAUGUUGCCUGUUUGAAAUGUGGGAAUGUGGUAGGUUACCACGUGAUUGCUCCAUGCAAACCUUGCUUGCUCUCCUGCAACAAUGGACACUUCUGGAUGUUUCACAGCCAAGCAGUUUUUGGAAUCAACAGGCUGGAUUCCUCUGGUACACACUUCUUGCUUUGGGGAAACUUGCCUGAUUUAGAGGAAAGUGCAGAUGAGGACGUGUCCAGCAUCUCUGAAGAGGAAUAUAUCAGAUAAAUCUUAUCAACACUGUGUCUCUCACAUUCCUAAGAUGUGCAAAUCCCAUCAGGGCAAUGCAAAAAAAGAGAAGGCAGUCGCUUCAGAGGAGCAAUACCUGUUGACUUUAGAUUGUCUGAUCUAGUAAGCAUCCUGAUAAAAGACACACUUAAUAUGCGAAGGUUUAAAAUCCCGUUCUUUCUGUUUUCUGAAGAGACACUUGCCCUCCGUAUGCAUAACUGGCUUCUGCAAUCGCUUGCUGUUGCUUCUUAAAGGAUAGAACAAGACAAGAUCAAGGAGAGACGCUCCACAUCACCAUCACACAGUUACACCGAGAAGGUAUAGCAGUAGAGAGAGAAACUCUGUGGUGUUUGACGCAUGGUGUGUUAUCUCUUGGCCUGCCUGACCUCAUUUUUUUCUGAACAGCUGGCUGGGCCAGGGGCUACACAUGGCUUCCCUUUAGGGGCCACAGCUAAUGCGGCUACAUUGCAAGCCACCAGUGAAUACUGACUGUGCCGUUGGCAGCCUUCCAGAACCCUGUUUGGAUGACAUGAGAGAGAAGGGAAUUUGGGACUUUCUUAAAUCUAGGUCUUUCUGCAUGUGAUGUACAAGAGCAGCACACUUCUGAGCUUUGCUAAAAGCCUUGCUUUCGAAGAAACCUACAAAAAAGCUUCUCCCUGCCAGCAUAUGUGCAGCCAACAAGUGUGAGGGCAUAGCCUGGGAAAUGGCAUGCUUCCCUGCUCCUAAUGGAAAGAGAAGGUGUAAAGGAAGCAUAGCAAAAGAAUCUGAAUUGUCAUCUGUUUCUAGAUCUAUGGCUGCACAUGAUCAUGAAACAAAGAGGUUAAAAUAAUAGUAUCCAGGGAGUGGCAUUGUUAACAAUGUUUGCUGAUCUUUUCCAUUUUAUGAGAAGAGACUAGCAGCAGGCAUGACACCGGAGAAGAAUGUAACAAAUGCAAAGCCAGAUUCAAUAAAAAUUUCCUUCUGGCUCCCUGCUGCUGGCACAAGAAUAUUCCCUACAUAGCUGGUGGCACAGUGCCUUUUGGAAAGAAGUCAGCCAGGCAUGGCUCGAAUUGAAUCCGGUCUCUAGUGUACUGAAAUCAAAAGCAGCAGUUAGGUAGCUUGCAAGUUGAAUAGUUUACUUUCCCCAAAUUGAUGAAGUGUCAUCUGGAGUGUAAUUUUUUAAAGAGUAGUAAUGUGCUCUUGGAAAGGAAAAAAAUAUAGAAUUGCAAGAAUAUUCAAGCGCUUUUGACACUUUAAAUGCUCCAGUUUAUGAGGUAGUUUACAGGCCUGGUAAAGAUCCUGUGCCUCUGCUAUAGUGAAUUUGCAGUUGGUAGAAAGAACUUGCAUGCCUGCCUCAACUCUGAAUCAAUUAAACUGAAUGAGCCAUAA
Anolis sagrei ordinatus is the source of this 2084-nucleotide messenger RNA. The record is from RefSeq and is a predicted model, not a curated record. NCBI's taxonomy places the organism in Eukaryota, Metazoa, Chordata, Lepidosauria, Squamata, Anolidae.